Messenger RNA from Gordionus sp. m RMFG-2023, 2798 nucleotides. RefSeq lists its product as uncharacterized. Bases 56 to 2680 code for a protein of 874 amino acids. The record is from RefSeq and is a predicted model, not a curated record. NCBI's taxonomy places the organism in Eukaryota, Metazoa, Nematomorpha, Gordioida, Chordodea, Parachordodidae. The transcript has 10 exons.
CUUUAAUUGAACUCCAUUCCAUUUAAUUCUUAAUAAAUAUAAUUACCUUAUCACAAUGGAAGGUGUUAAUAAAAGUGAUUAUCAAAAAUGCAAAAAAACAAAAAAAAAUAUAGCAUGCUCGAGCUUGGAAAAGAAUACAAGUCAAAGGGAUAAAAAAUCUGGAUGGAAAAGUAUGAUGGAAGCUAUUUUUGGUUUUACCAAUGGAGCAAAAAUCCCAAAUGAUCAUAAGCAUUUAAAAGUGACACUAAGGCCGCCUACACCCCCAAAGAAAGUAGUCAAAAUUCUAGAUCCACAUUUGGGUGGCAUAGCUACUUACUAUAACCAAAAAGCAGACGUGAAUAUGGUUCACUUUGUGUUAGAAGGCAAUCGAUUUAUGAAUGGUGAUUGCCUUACAUUUUUAUGUAAAGUUGGCAAAAAUGUUACAAACAACUCCUGUGAUUGGAUAGGAUUAUUUCCAAAAGAGUGGAAAAAAACAUCUGCUUAUGUAACCUUCGAAUGGGUAAAAAAUUUUCCGAUUAUGAAUCAAAUAAACUGCAGCAUUAUAAAAACACCCAAUAAGAGCAUGACGUUUUACAACAAAGGCAUGACAAAAACUUAUAAAGUUAAUAUCGACACUCAGCAUAUUAAAGAAAAAUUGGAUACCACAAACCACUACUAUCUACUCUAUGUGAAUGAAAAUGGAAAAGUUUUAGGACAGAGUCAAAGGUUAUGGUUUUAUAAACCGGAACGAAUUGUUUUGAAUCCUAAUUUUACAAUAAAUCAUACGGAAAAUAAACUACCAAUUUGCGAAGAUUAUAUUAAAUGGCUCGAGCCGUAUAUUUUAAAAAGAUUCUUCCGAGAGUCUGUUGGUAGAAAUGUGUCAAGCAAUUAUAAAGACUAUUCAAAGUAUACGAAAGGUAGAACGAUAGGCAAAAUGUAUAGAAGAGUCUUAAAAGAUGCAAGAAGGAAAAAAAAGAAAGAAAAUGUAAAGAAAUUAAAACCCAAAAAGCUAAAAGUUGAAGAAAAAAGCUUAACUCCCCACAUACUUGAAGCUUUUAACAUAAAUGUAAGCGUCAAAAACGAUGUUAAAAAAAUAGAUUUUAACAAUGAGCCACCCUCCUUGAAAAAUAUCAGCGCCAAAAAUAUAUUUGCCAAAAAGGUCAUAAAUAAAUCGAUUAAUACGGAAAACGAAGAUACUACUUCCAGUAUGAGUAGUGUUAAAGCGGUCCAAAGUUUUGAGAUAUCCGAUAAGAUAAAAUCUAAAAAAUAUGCUAUAAAUAAACGAUUCAAAAAAAAUAAAUCGCCCAAAUUUCAUUCAACCAUUCAGGCCGAUAUUGAUAACACACUGUUGGUGCCUAACAUAGGAGGUCAUAAAUUUUUUAUCAAAAAGAAAUCUAACCUAAAAAGAUGUUUAAAUAAAGAGGAAAGUGUCAGAUUGGCAAGGCUUUCGGCUUUGAAUUAUAACGCGAAAAGAAAAAAUGACAACGAAAUUCCUACUCAGUCGAAAAAAAUAAUAAUUAACACUAAACCUAUCAUAGCCGUAAAGAGAGAAGAACUUAAGCCUUUCGAUAAAUCAACCGCACCACUAGAAAAUAAAGCAAUUAACAACGAGGUUCUAAAAAAAAAGGUUUGUAUGGAUGUAUUGCCAUUUAAGCCAAUGUCGCUAGUGGAAUAUAAACCAAGGAGUGAAAAGUUAUGCCCAUUAGAAUUUUUUUUACAGAAUAAAAAUCAAGAAAUUCCAAAGAUUCAUAAAGAUGUUGAACCAUCGCUUUUUCACGCGACUAUAGUUAUUAAAAAGCAAUUAAGACCUUCGCUUAUAAAAAUUAUUUCCAAGGAUUGCACAAAGAAUAAAUCAGAUACAUUGCUGAACCCCCAAAAUGUUAACACAUUUUUCAAAAAAAGAGAUAAAAGCGAAAUAUUUACCCCUCAAAAUAUUGUCAAAAAUGAAGAUAGAGAGAAACCUAAUAUGGACCAAAAUAAAAAUGGCAACCAUUCUGAUAUUCAUAGCUCUUUUUAUAGUAAUAGUAGACUAAAUUUGUUGCGUAUGAUGGAACUUAUCAAAGAAAAUAAGCAAUUAAUUGGCAGUCUAAUGACCAUGGAGGACAAAUUAGAACAAGCCACACGAGAUAUGGAAGACAAAAAUAUCAAAUUAAUUAAUUAUCAAAAACUCGUGCAUGAGUACGAUAACACUUUUAAAAAAUAUGAUGCAUUUGGGAAAUUUCAAAAGUAUAAGGAGAGCAAUGACAGAACCGUUACUACCAUAUCUGGAGUUCAAAAUAUUGAGCUUGAAGAAUUAUUAAGAAAAAAUAUACAACAAAUUAAGGAACACCAAGAUAUUCUUGAAAAUUAUUUAAAAUUAGAGUCUUUUCUGAUUGAUUACAUAGCCAAACCCCUAAAUACGCAGGCAACGGAAAAUUUCAAAGAAUACGAUUUAGAAUAUUGGAUCAGCUAUUUUAAUGCUAUUACGUAUAUCAAUCAUUUCUAUUACGGGGUAGAACAAAAGGUUAGCAUGGUAAUGGGAUUUUUGAAAAACUCAUACGAGAGUGCUAUAAAAGGCGUAAGUUAUAACAAUAUUGUUGGAUCAUUGAGAUAUUUGUUUAACGAAUUAAAUGGGAUAGAAGAGCCAAUCCGUUUGUACAAUAGACACCAGCCUCAUAGGCCACACAAGAGAAGGCCUUUUGUCAGAAUUGAACCUUUUUGAAAAUUUAACUUCAUUUUACCAUUAUUAGAUAUUCAACUUUUUUAUGUUAUUUAAUGCGUUCAUUUAAAACUUAAAGAUUAUAAUUGUGAUUAAUUUUUUUCUACAAUUAAAUAAAAAA